Messenger RNA from Oreochromis niloticus (Nile tilapia), 1163 nucleotides. RefSeq names its product peptidylprolyl isomerase E (cyclophilin E) (gene ppie). Gene Ontology annotation, cellular component: cytoplasm; mitochondrion. The transcript has 10 exons. The record is from RefSeq and is a predicted model, not a curated record. Gene Ontology annotation, molecular function: RNA binding; peptidyl-prolyl cis-trans isomerase activity; cyclosporin A binding. Lineage: Eukaryota; Metazoa; Chordata; Actinopteri; Cichliformes; Cichlidae. The coding region runs from base 131 to 1018 and encodes 295 amino acids. Gene Ontology annotation, biological process: protein folding; protein peptidyl-prolyl isomerization.
UAAACUUUCGCUGUUUAGAUGUGUGUAGCUGACGUGUUUACGACUGUAUUAUAAAUCUAUACCGUAGCAGUAAUUCUGCGCAUGUCAGGAACACGACAAAGACGCAGGAGAGAGAAGUUUAGCCGGAAAAAUGAGCGCACGCGGUUUGGCAGAAGAGGUGGAUGAGAAGGUGCUCCAUGCAGCUUUUAUUCCUUUCGGAGACAUCAUCGACAUCCAGAUCCCGCUGGACUAUGAAACGGAGAAGCACAGAGGGUUUGCAUUCAUCGAAUUUGAGCUGGCAGAGGAUGCUGCAGCAGCUAUUGAUAACAUGAAUGAGUCUGAACUUUUUGGAAGGACUGUCCGCGUCAAUAUCGCCAAGCCCAUGAGAAUCAAAGAAGGUUCUUCUCGACCAGUGUGGUCGGAUGAUGACUGGUUGAAAAAGUUUUCUGGGAAGACCGUAGAAGAAGCUGAGGCAGAGGCAGCAGCUGGAGAAACACCCCAAACUACAGCUCAGGAGGGUGAGCCGCCGGCUAAAAAAGGCAGAGUAAAUCCUCAGGUCUACAUGGACAUAAAGAUCGGCAACAAGCCAGCAGGGAGACUGCGCUUCCUGCUCCGGGCUGACAUUGUUCCCAUGACAGCAGAGAACUUCCGCUGCUUGUGCACUCACGAAAAGGGCUUCGGCUACAAGGGCAGCAGCUUCCACCGCAUUAUCCCUCAGUUUAUGUGUCAAGGAGGCGACUUCACCAACCACAACGGCACGGGCGGGAAGUCCAUCUAUGGCCGGAAGUUUGAUGAUGAAAACUUUGUCCUUAAACACACCGCUCCAGGGCAACUCUCCAUGGCGAACUCUGGGUCAAACACAAACGGCUCUCAGUUCUUCAUCACCACUGACAAAACAGACUGGUUGGAUGGCAAACAUGUGGUGUUUGGAGAGUUGGUGGAGGGGAUGGAUGUGCUGCGAGCAAUGGAGGCUCAGGGAACAAAAGACGGAAAGCCGAAGCAGAAAGUGAUCAUCUCAGACUGUGGAGAGUAUGUGUGAACAAAAAGCAAAGUGUGUGUGUUUGUUUGUGUGUGUGAAUGAAAGCAGCACAUGUCUGAGAGCAAGAUGAUCUUUUGCUGUUUUGUACUAUGAAACCAGAUCUUCUGCCAUGUAAAUAUUUCAAUAAACUCAUUUUAUAAUGAAA